Molecule: messenger RNA, 773 nt
Organism: Oryctolagus cuniculus (rabbit)
Lineage: Eukaryota; Metazoa; Chordata; Mammalia; Lagomorpha; Leporidae
Gene: PPP1R14A
Product: protein phosphatase 1 regulatory inhibitor subunit 14A
Biological process (GO): regulation of phosphorylation
Cellular component (GO): cytoplasm
Molecular function (GO): protein serine/threonine phosphatase inhibitor activity
Source: RefSeq, a predicted model, not a curated record
CCGGAGCCCCAACCGCCGGCGCUUAUCCUAAGGCUCCCGGGCCCCGCCCAUGCCUGAACCCGGUGGGCUUCGAGCCAGCGCAGUGGCCUCUCGGUCGGCAGGCGGGGAAACUGAGGCCAGGGCGUGCGGGGCUGGCCCGACCCCGCCCCCGGCCGGCCCCGCCCCGGCCCGUAAGAGGCACCCCGGACGCGCGGCGAAGGCGCACAGCGCGCGGCGCGGGGCCGGCCGGCGGAGGGGAUGGCAGCGCAGCGGCUGGGCAAGCGGGUGCUGAGCAAGCUGCAGGCUCCCUCGCGGGCCCGCGGGCCGGGGGGCAGCCCCGGGGGGCUGCAGAAACGGCACGCGCGUGUCACCGUCAAGUACGACCGGCGCGAGCUGCAGCGGCGGCUGGACGUGGAGAAGUGGAUCGACGGGCGCUUGGAGGAGCUGUACCGCGGCAGGGAGGCAGCCAUGCCUGACGAGGUAAACAUUGAUGAGCUGUUGGAAUUGGAGAACGAGGAGGAGAGAAGCCGGAAAAUCCAGGGACUCCUGAAGUCCUGCACGAACCCCACAGAGGACUUCGUCCAGGAGCUGCUGGCCAAGCUGCGGGGUCUCCACAAGCAGCCAGGCCUCCGCAAGCCCAGCCCCUCGGAUGACGGCAGCCCGAGCCCCCAGCAGGACCGAGCCCGGACCGCGCCCCCCUGACCCCAGCACCCGCCGCUGCGGCCCCUCCCCCUCGGCGCUCCCGCCGCCCCCGGCUUGUUUCCGAGUUGUACUUAAUGGUUCUGCAACAAUAA